Dentiscutata heterogama is the source of this 933-nucleotide messenger RNA. NCBI's taxonomy places the organism in Eukaryota, Fungi, Glomeromycota, Glomeromycetes, Diversisporales, Gigasporaceae. The record is from the annotation of a GenBank genome assembly.
AGAUCAAGCUCAGGGAACCAGAGACCAGCCAGCUCAAAUAAUUCAAAAUGCGAUUAAGAGCAGACAUGCCUCCGCAACCCCAAACCUUGAUGAUAUUAAUAUUCCUGAUUCACUUUGUUCAACAUUAAGUGGGGAAAAUUUUUUAAUAAGAGAUUCCAUAAUUGAAAAAGAGCGAAUUCUCUUGUUCACCACAAAGGCUAAUAUACAACACUUAUCUAAUUCCUUAUACUGGAUGAUGGAUGGUACCUUUAAGACUGUUCCAACUAUUUUUCAUCAAUUGUACACAAUCCAUGCACCUGUUGGUACAGGGGAUAAUUCAAGAGUUCUUCCUUUAGUAUAUGUGUUAAUGACAAAAAAAUCAGAAUUUUUAUAUAGAGCACUAUUUCAAGAUUUGAUUGAAUUUGCAAAAGAAAAUAAUAUUUUAUUAAGCCCCACAGCAAUUCUUACAGACUUUGAACUUGCCGCAAUAAACGCAUCACGUAUUGAAUUUCCUAAUAUUAACAAUAAGUGUUGCUUCUUUCACUUAAGACAAAGCGGCUGGAGAAAAAUUCAAGAGAACAAACUAUCAACUCAUUAUGGUCUUGAUGAGGAUUUUAGUAUAAAACUGCGUCAGUUGUUUGCAUUAGUAUUCUUACCGUCAAAUAUAAUUCCUGCAGCAUUUGAUGCCUUAAAGGAGGAAAUGCCCACGAAAACCAAGGAGGUAGUAAAAUGGUUUGAGGAAAAUUAUAUUCACGGAAAACAAAUACGAAAAUGCGUAAUGGUAAUAUUAGCCGUUCACCACCCCUUUUUCUGCCACAAAUGUGGUCCGUGCAUGACUCCAUGGAAGCAGGAAUUUCAAAAAGAACAACAAAAAGUUGAGCAUCAAGUAGAAGCUAUUAUACAUAGUGCACAACGUCAAACACCUAAAAAAGGUACUAUUGAAAGAGAACAAAG